Messenger RNA from Fusarium oxysporum Fo47, 942 nucleotides. RefSeq lists its product as uncharacterized. The transcript has 5 exons. Bases 1 to 942 code for a protein of 313 amino acids. NCBI's taxonomy places the organism in Eukaryota, Fungi, Ascomycota, Sordariomycetes, Hypocreales, Nectriaceae. The record is from RefSeq and is a predicted model, not a curated record.
AUGGCUAGAUGUGACCUGCCAUCCUUCAAUCGCAUAAACGACGGUUUGGUGCUCAACUCGUCUCCGGAGGAAGUACACAUGCUAGUCGCGAAGCAAGUUUGGCCUUCCAGCCACUAUCUUCACUUCAAUCGAGCAACAAUGCCUCGUGUUGACUUGACAGGAGUUAUGUUCUGGACAGCCUACCCUAGUCGUAGGAUUAGGUUAUUCACUUCAUCACAGCAGUGGUUUCUAGCAAAUAUACCUUUCGACUUACGUGAUGGAAUAGCUCCAGGGGCUUUUGGCUGGUCUCCACGACUACAUGCCGCCAGGUCUCGCUUCACCUUUCUCUCACUACCAGGGCCUUUGCAUGAGACCUUGCCCCUCGGUAGUAAUGGGACAACGGCCCCCAGCUUGCGAUACUGGACCAUAGAGUUCCCGGAUUGGCCUGUCAAAACACUGACAACAAGUCUCCGGUAUCCCCAGGUCACUUUUCUUGCCAUACACACAUAUCAUUUCGGACGUCGCUUCUCGAGUGCAGUUCAAGUAACUCCCCUAUUCUCGCGACCUGAUUUCGAUUGCAUAGAGUGUCCAAUGGUCUCCUCCUCUGUUGGUGUUCCUGUCCGGCUUAGGAUUAUUUCAACGCACAUUUUAGGGAUUUGUACUCUUUGCUCCCUCGUUACCGUUACAAACAUUGGCCUCGCAGCAGCGCGCAUGACCAUCGGCUCACAAGCCGCGCUCACAGUCACAGAUACCACCGUCCCGGUAGGACUCGGGACAUGCAGCGACCCAUUCUCACGGUUUGUACGGCGCGGUACCAGCACCGACACAACACAGAUGAUGAAGACUGGUAACAAGAGAUGGUGGCAGGUCAAGAAAUGCCAACGCCACUACAGCAGAGCUUUCAGCUACCAUAGACAAAAGAUUUUCACACACACAGAUAGGUUCAUCGUGUACAGCGGCUAG